AAGUUUGAUCAAUAAAAUUGAAAAAAAAAAAAUAAACAGAUUCUAGAUACUCGUUGUUUGGUUGUCAAUUUUAGAAUUGUCUACAAUAGUUGUAUUUGAACAAUGGUCCGAGUAACUCAAACGGAGGACGAAAUUAAAAUCGUAAUCGAAUUGAAUCGUUUACUUAGCAGAAAACCGGACAUAGUUUUGUUGCCGAAAUAUUUGAAAUUCAAUAAUCCUCCAAUAUUCUUUGAACGCCAUCUGACGGAUGAAAUCGAUGAAGCUGAAAGCUUUUGCAAAAUAUUCAAAAACGAAGCUCGUAUCGUGUUGAUUAAAAAAUCCAAAGGACUUUGGCCAGAAAUAUUUCAGAAACUCACCAAAGAAGAACUCACUCGCAAACGCAUUGAAAUCUCCGACAUUAUAAUCGAAAGGAAUAAAGAAAAGGACAAACAGGCAAUCGAAAGAUAUGAACAGAAAAAACGUGCUGAAAUAGACAGAGAAGUUAGGAGGGAUUCUGAAAUAAGAGAACGUGUUAAAAACUUUGAAACUCAAGAAUGCAAACAGGCAGUGAUGUUGGGUGUGAAAAAGGAAACAUUUGCAAAGCCACAGGAUGAGAAAAAAGUCGAAAGACAAAGAGUGUUAAGUGCAAAUAUUGUGAAUUCAAGGCCGAAAAUAAAGCAACCAGUGGAAUUACGUGCUACGGGAAAGAUUAGUUUUAAUUUUUCGCAAUUUACUCCGAAGACACCGAAGAGGGAAUCACAGGAUGAACAGAAUCGUCCGCAAACUGCAAACUCCAAUUAAAUGAUAAUUUUCUUAUAUUAGCAUUCAAUUACUAACAUAAUAUUUUUUAAUAAAUUUUAAAACCUUUUAUAAGUCA
Messenger RNA from Eupeodes corollae, 856 nucleotides. RefSeq lists its product as uncharacterized. Bases 103 to 780 code for a protein of 225 amino acids. The record is from RefSeq and is a predicted model, not a curated record. The transcript has a single exon. Lineage: Eukaryota; Metazoa; Arthropoda; Insecta; Diptera; Syrphidae. Gene Ontology annotation, biological process: outer dynein arm assembly; inner dynein arm assembly; cilium movement.